ACUAUAAAAUAAUUGUGAUAGCAAUAAGUACAAAAUAAUGGAAGUGAAGAGUGAUGUGCAUUUAAGGGCGAUGCUCAACAGCCCCGCUAGGUACACACCGGCAGUGCCUACUCCUGAUUGGAACCUCACGCAACCAGCAACACCACAAACUCCAUCAACCAGUCAGGGUCCCCCAAAUCCUUCUUUAAUCGUAGCGACGCCCGGGUCCGCCCUCGGGGACCCCCAAACCAACAUCACGUUACAAAAUUGUGUGGCAACGGUCGAUUUACAUACACCACUGGACUUGCAAAUAGUGAAUGCGAGAACAAGAAACACGGAAUAUAAUCCGUCUAGAUUUCACGGAGUCAUAAUGCGAAUACGUGAGCCGAGGACAACGGCACUGAUAUUUAAGACUGGAAAAAUUGUGUGCACGGGCGCCAGAAACGAACACGACGCUUUAUUGGCGUCGAAAAAAUUCGCUCGUAUUAUACAGAAGCUUGGAUUUAACAUUCAAUUUGCCAAUUUUAAGGUACAGAACUUGGUAGCCACAUGCGAUCUGCGGUUCCCGAUUAAAUUGGAAAACUUGAAUCAAAUGCACGGACAAUUCAGCAGUUACGAGCCAGAAUUGUUUCCGGGUUUGGUUUACCGAAUGAUAAAACCUAGGAUCGUAUUGUUGAUUUUUGUCAACGGUAAAAUUGUGUUCACGGGAGCGAAAUCCCGACAGGAAAUUAAAGAUUCCUUAGACAACAUCUAUCCUAUAUUGAGAAGCUUCAGGAAAAACUAAGUUAUUAUUAUUAUUUAUUUACUAUUGAUCUUUUAUAAAGUUUUUAAUUAAUAAAGUUGGUGAAAUACAAAACAUAUUUUUUACAUC
This is a messenger RNA of Aethina tumida (small hive beetle), 850 nucleotides long. RefSeq lists its product as uncharacterized. The record is from RefSeq and is a predicted model, not a curated record. The transcript has 5 exons. Gene Ontology annotation, biological process: DNA-templated transcription initiation. NCBI's taxonomy places the organism in Eukaryota, Metazoa, Arthropoda, Insecta, Coleoptera, Nitidulidae. Bases 38 to 763 code for a protein of 241 amino acids. Gene Ontology annotation, molecular function: DNA binding; RNA polymerase II general transcription initiation factor activity.